AAAAACGUUGUAACGAGGAGAGAUUCAUUUUGGUGUUCUAAAAGUUGUAGAAAUAAUACAAAAAAUUGGAGAUCAUUAAUUAAAAGCGAUCAACCAUGUUUGGUGUGCAAAGAAGAAGAUGCUGUUUACGGUAAUGACUUUUGCGGUGAGAAAUGUGAAAAGUUGGUACGAUAUAAUGUUCCAUGUAUAUAUCGACUCUCGGAUCAAAGUAAUAAAUUCAAAGACAUUUCUCGACAGUUCACUGAUUCAUGGAACCACAAAUUCAUAAAGACUCCUUCAGUACAUGCAAUAUACAAAAUAUUUCCUAGUCAAGAGGUUAUUAACAAUUAUAAGGCGUAUCGUGAAUACGUUGAAUCCAAAAGAAGAUGCGAAGGUAGACUCUUUCCAAAGGGCGAUGGACGACGAUUGAUGACGAAGGGAAAUGAGCAAAGGAGGUUCCAUGGAACAAGAAUGAAUUGUCUGUUAGGAAUCACGACAGACAUUAUAUGUUCUGAUCUUAAUUGUGCAGUAUGCGGUAUAAUCACGAAUGGAUAUAAACUCUGUUACGUAGGUGAAACUUUUUCAUCCGGACGUUUCGGUCCUGGAAUCUAUUUCUCAGGCGCUUCAUCGAAAUCUAAUUCCUUUAGCAAAGAUACAAAACGUUAUAAUUCAAAAAGUUACAAAGUGAUGUUUUUAAAUAAAGUGGUGGCUGGAAGAGUGUACGAAAUGUUAAAGGAGAAUAAAGAUCUGAAGGGCCCGCCUCCUAAUUAUGAUAGUGUUGUUGGUGAACCAAACAAAGAGGGAAAACUCCCUGCCGAUGAAUUGGUGGUCUAUCGGGAGGAGGCAUGCCUUCCGCA
Messenger RNA from Acaulospora morrowiae, 836 nucleotides. The record is from the annotation of a GenBank genome assembly. Lineage: Eukaryota; Fungi; Glomeromycota; Glomeromycetes; Diversisporales; Acaulosporaceae.